Molecule: messenger RNA, 1339 nt
Organism: Blastomyces dermatitidis ER-3
Lineage: Eukaryota; Fungi; Ascomycota; Eurotiomycetes; Onygenales; Ajellomycetaceae
Exons: 1
Coding region: 514-1008 (164 amino acids)
Source: RefSeq, a predicted model, not a curated record
UUUAGUUACAUAAUCAGCGCCAAGACCCCCGCCCAUCUCUCCGGCUAACAAUGCCGACGACAACCAGUUAUAUACAAUUAUUCUUGUGUCCUUGCAUCCUCUAACUUGAUUCGCAUUACGCUGCGUAGGUUUGACACCGGAGAGAAAGAAAAUGGCUGAGAAUGUGCCUUGCUUUCUGAAAUAAAGCAUCCGCCGACUCCGUUCCGACUUCCGUGAGGCUGUCAGAGAGUUCAAUGACCCUGCAUUUAUCAUACCGUUAGGGGCAGGUUCUCUCGGACGAACAUCGACGAGGGUGUCUGAUCAUAUAUCGAGCCCACCUCACUACUUGCUGAUCCUAGCAUUAUAUUGAGUAGUGGUUCUCGGCUCUCAAACUCGUCUCACCGUUAGUUGCCCAUCGCGCAAAGCGCGCGUCAUGGCCUCUGUGUGACGACUCCAAACCCAAGAUAUACCACCCAUUCCAUCGGAGCCUCACUUUGUUGUUGGCGUCUUAGCUCAGUAACUUCACGAGCUGAUAUGUCUGGAGAAGAAAAGGAGAACGAUAGCUCUAAGCCCGCUGGUCUAAUAACUUAUCAUGCCGAAGAUCUAUCAACAAGAUCUGUAUGCUACGCUCCCGCUGAUUGGUAUUUAGCAGACUGGCAGAACGAUGGACCCAAGAAGGGGUGGUACUUCGUCUACGGCGUUGUUGCCGACGAAUAUAAACUUGCAGCGGUCAUAGGCGAUGAAGAAACCCCCGUUCUUCACAGAGCCAAAGUUCUAGGAUACAAGCUCAUGUUGUGGGAGGCGCAUCUUGCACUGACGGACGGAUGCUCAACCGCAGAGGUACAAGGAAAGGCGUUCUAUGUUGAAUCGCCGUUACAUGCUCGGAGACUACGGGGAUACAUGGUGGAAGUUUUGAAGGUGGAGCCAUGUCGAAUACACCUGGAGGAUGCCGAUGAAGGGGUAGUUGAUGGCUACGCUUUUAUAUGGGACGGGCCGAUGAAUGGGCUCAGGAGUAUCCCGGCGAACUAAGAUGGUUCUGGGGUAUGAAUUUACAGGGAUAUACGGGAAUAACUACUGAAUCCUCUGGUGUUGCGUAAAUGAGCUGUCCCGUUCAGCAUGUUUCAGGCAUGACAGUGGGAGUGUUUCAUUUUGGGGUCGGUCCAUUCUGCUGUGUUUGGCUUCGAGGACCAUUUAGUGAAUAAAUAGGGUAUAAAUAAAUCCGUAGAAUUGUGGUCUUUGACUCGUUGUCUCUUUCUUUCUAUCUCCUUGCCCUGUGUGGGAAUGUAACAAGAGAAACACCCCUCUAAAUACAAAUACUAGUAAUACCUAAGGAAACGCAAAAUUACCUUGGUCUGAUACG